Messenger RNA from Kickxella alabastrina, 1985 nucleotides. RefSeq lists its product as uncharacterized. The transcript has 2 exons. The record is from RefSeq and is a predicted model, not a curated record. The coding region runs from base 41 to 1603 and encodes 520 amino acids. NCBI's taxonomy places the organism in Eukaryota, Fungi, Kickxellomycota, Kickxellomycetes, Kickxellales, Kickxellaceae.
UUGCAGCUCAAUUCAAUUUUUAUUAUUAUUUUUCUAAUUCAUGCUGGCUGUGUGUCAUUCGAAGCCAAUGCGCGCGCUGCUGCUAUUGCCGCUGCUGUCAGCAACCGCCCGCCUCUUUACUAAACCAGCCAAACACUCACUCGCGGUGUCAUUAUCCUAUCUCCAGCGCUCAGCCAUCAGUGUCAGGCAGUACGCCGCUGUGCCCUCGAUUGAACUGACGCCCGAGCGCAAGAGCGAGAUUGUACAGCAUAUCCGCGAGAUCCAGGCUAUAGACUCGACGAUCCCCUGGCACAUUCUGGCAAACAAGUACCACCUGGGCGCAGACAGACUCCAGCAGAUCCUGGCGCAAGCCGAUGCUGAGGUCCAAAAAAGACUAGAGCUAAGAAAGCAGAUUACUGAGGCAGCGGCUAACAGAUUCUUUGACGCAGCCACUGCCCGGUGCAACUGGGAGGCGCUGGCCACUGAGUUUGGCUUGCCGCUCAUUGACUGCCUGCGGCUGUUUGACUUGACACAGUCUUCAAUUCAGCCACGCGCCAUGCCCAUCCCUCACAGAUGGACUGUCGAUAACCGCAAAGUAUUGACUCAGUUUGUUGCAGACCACUUUGGCGAAAAGGCAACUGGCGACUGGGUUUUAGCAGACGUGUACAUGAACACCAAUGACUCUGGUUGCUUCAAGGCAUUCGAUUUUUGGCAGCACCCUCGCAUAACAGCAAAAUUGAUUGAUGAUCUCAACAGACACCGUACUCAGGGAGUAAGCUGGAAGGCUAUUUACCUGAUGUAUCCAUACUUUUUGUCAUACACAAUCUUGGCUAGCUCGUAUUCUCAAUACGUGAGCCGACAAGACACAUCGAAGAAAAACGACGUGAAGGCUGUGCAGUGGGCCAAGGCCGAACGACAGUGGAUUAAGGAUAUCAUAUGGGAGCAUCGCCACUCUAUCGACACUAAAACACUGGCGGUAAUGGUACAGCGCGAGUUCCCAGACAAACCACUGAAAAACAUUAGGAACAUAUGUUCCAAAUUAUUGGCACCUGCCAAACAUUUAACAUUCUGUCUGAGCGAUAUGGUUAAGCUGAGGCAGAUGGUCAGCAAGCAUGGCGAGGACUGGGCACGGAUUGACAACGAGCUGGGCACAUUUCCUGGACGCGCACAGCACAGCUGGAUCAAGUACAGCCACGUUGAUCUUUCUGACCAGUGGACCGACAGUGAGCUGCAAAAGCUGAGAAUUUGCAUGGACAAGGGGAUGGGCACAACAGAGACUUCGCGGUACAUCGGGACCAGAAUGCCCAUACAAUGUGGCAAUAAAAUGAAUUAUAUUCGGAGCAAAGGUGUGCUGGGCAAGAAUAACGAAUACAAGAACGAAAAAUGGACCAGCAACGGUGACAGACGACUCUUGCUGAUGGUUGAUACGUUUAAAAGGAAGGGCGCCAUUGAUUGGGAUAUUAUCAGCGAGGCUCUUUGUCGUCCUGUUAAUAGCUGCUACAUGCACUACCAAGCAUUACAAUCAAUAAAGGAGGCGGCAGCUCUGUCAGAAUCACAGCCAUCUAAAGCCGACAGUGUGACUCGUGAGGUGCAGCAGCAAUUAUCUCUGGGAGAGGUCGACUAGGCGCGAGUCAGCAGCGCAACAGGGCUCAGCGAGCUCGAGUGCCUGGAGCUCAGCCAAUUCGACGAAGGCAAGGCUAGUUGGGCAUAUAACAUGGACACAUUCUCUUGGGACAUGGCCAACCGCAUGUCUGGGUUUAUCAAGUCGAACUAUCCAAAGCCGCUGCCAACCAACUUUAAAGCUGUCUCCAAUUUUAUGUGGAUCCGAAUUGAAGACUGCAUCAGAAUGCACGAGCUGUUGCAUGGGAGGUUCCGGUGGACAGACGCGCGGAUUGCACAGGCCAAAUCUCUGCGUGAACAGGGGCUUUCGUUUGAAAAUAUUGCCAACCGUUUAUCUCCGCUUAUUAAUAAAUAAAGUGUGCGUUAUAUAUUUGUUAAAUCGCCAA